AUGGGUCCUGAAUCUGCGACUGGACAUCUUGGUGCUCCCGUAGACGUUUCUAGUAGGCUUAUCAAACCGGACAAAGAUUCGUCGGGACAGAACUCAAAUUCUUUCCUGCCUCAAAGCGAACUCACAAAGAUAUUCGGAGGCAAGAAUAUUCAUGAGAUACUAGACUCGGUUCGAAAAACCGCCGGAUGCAAGCAUGAUCCCAUUAACGCCAAAAAACACAUCUGCGGAGAGGGAGGGCACAACCAACGCAUCAAGAUAUUCGCGAUUCUUAUGUUCAUCGACAGACCCUGUUACAUCGUCAGCUUUAUUCGAAACGGCAUUUCUGACGACAAACUUCCGCUUGAUGCUGCGACACAUAAGGGUUGUUUCAAGAGCUGGGAGUCUCGCCAUGUAUGGACCUUUUGCCAGUGGCAAUAUAAGGUCCUCGCGCCCGUAUUCGACUUCACCACAACGCUGCAUUGCAAAUUCAGCUGCAGUCAUAUUAUGCCAUUCCUGGAUGCCCUGGACUUCAAGAAAUCAGGAGCACACGGAAGUGUGUCCAAAAUCAGAAUUCAUCGGGAUCAUCAAAUCUGGAAAUCACAAGCAGAUUGCCGAGAAGUCUAUGCCAUCAAGUCUUUCCACCGUAAUGAUAACGAAGACUUUCGGAUGGAAAGAGACGCGUUGGAGAGAUUCAGCCGGCCGAAUGUGACUCAUGACAACCUAAUUGAACUGCUGUUCUCCUACGAGAUAGGAGCAGACCAGUUCAUGAUCUUUCCAUGGGCAGAGUGCAAUCUACUAGAGUUCUGGAGGAAAUAUAAGAGUCGACCUUCGGAGCAGGACGACUUGAUCUGGCUCAUCAAGCAAUGCCGUGGACUUGCUGAUGGUUUAUGCGAGGUCCAUCGGUACCACGAAAAGGACGAUGUCAAUGAAGGCGACCUCGACAGUAAAAGGCUAGGUCGUCACGGAGAUAUCAAGCCGAGGAACAUACUCUUCUUCAAUUCACAAAGUCAACGCGGGCGUCUAGUUGUUGCAGACUUCACACUCAUGCGCUUCCAUGCCCCUAAUACUGAGCAUACCGACGCGAAGGAUGUUAAGGGCUUUUCGAGGACAUACCGCCCGCCUGAGCUGGAUUGUAAAGAGGGGAUUUCACUGAGCCAGAAAUAUGACAUCUGGACAUUGGGCUGCGUUUUCCUGGAGUUUGUAACAUGGCAUCAUGUUGGUUACGAUGCGCUCUAUGAGCGAUGUUUCCGGCAAUCGAACGGUUUGGACUAUGAGAGCUUCAGUGAAGUGCGGCUUAGGGACGACGACGAGCCGUAUGGCCACCCUGACGACAAAUUCUUCAACCGCGAUGAAAGCCUCCAGAACAAUCCCAAGGCCAUGGUGAAGAAUUCUGUCAGACGAUGGGUCGACUUCUUGAAACAACACCCCAAUGCUUCUCCGGCAUCGAAAGCCUUCCUCACGUUCAUUCUGGGGCCAUGA
Colletotrichum siamense is the source of this 1458-nucleotide messenger RNA. It is a transcript of the gene Hipk1, whose product is annotated as Homeodomain-interacting protein kinase 1. The record is from RefSeq and is a predicted model, not a curated record. Gene Ontology annotation, molecular function: ATP binding; protein serine/threonine kinase activity. Gene Ontology annotation, biological process: peptidyl-serine phosphorylation; peptidyl-threonine phosphorylation. The coding region runs from base 1 to 1458 and encodes 485 amino acids. The transcript has 5 exons. NCBI's taxonomy places the organism in Eukaryota, Fungi, Ascomycota, Sordariomycetes, Glomerellales, Glomerellaceae.